UUCUACUCAGUGACUCUCCGCACCUCCAAUUUGGCGGAUCAGAGAUCAGAACUUAGUAAUAUUUAAUGUAUAUUUCAUAUUUUAGGAGUAGCUCUGGCCCACUUCUUCCUCUACAAUCACUUAUGGCAAUGUCAGCCCAUCUGAGGGAUAAUGGCUCGAUCUUCUGGUUGUUAACAAUUGGAUUAGCCGGUUUUAUAACCCUAUCUAGUGCCGCUUCCGACAAGCCCAACAUUAUCAUUAUAAUGGCAGACGAUCUGGGCUUUGACGACGUGAGUUUUCGAGGCUCCAAUAAUUUCCUUACCCCCAACAUUGAUGCCUUGGCAUAUAGCGGCGUGAUCCUGAAUAAUCUGUACACCGCUCCAAUGUGCACUCCUAGUCGGGCAGCGCUUCUAACAGGCAAAUAUCCGAUUAAUACAGGCAUGCAACAUUUCGUGAUAGUAAAUGAUCAGCCUUGGGGUUUGCCGCUGAAUGAGACCACAAUGGCGGAUAUAUUCAAAGAAAAUGGUUUUCGGACCAGUCUCAUCGGGAAAUGGCAUCUGGGGAUGUCACAGCGGAACUUUACUCCCACGGAGAGGGGCUUCGAUCAUCAUUUGGGCUAUCUGGGUGCCUAUGUGGAUUACUAUGAUCAGAACUAUAAGCAAAUGAGCAAGGGUUACCAUGGUCAUGAUUUCCGGGAAAAUCUCAAAUCCACCCAUGACCAGGUGGGUCACUAUGUCACCGAUGUCCUAACCGAUGCUGCUGUGCAGGAGAUAGAUGAUCAUGGUUCUAAGAACAGUACUCAGCCUUUGUUCCUGCUGCUAAGUCACCUGGCACCCCAUGCCGCCAACGAGGACAAUCCCAUGCAGGCUCCUGAAGAUGAGCUGGCUCAAUUCGGUUACAUCCUCAAUGAGACGCAUCGCUACUAUGCAGCGAUGGUUUCCCGCUUGGAUAGGAGCGUGGGCAGGGUCAUUGAAGCUCUGGGACGACAGGAUAUGCUUCAGAACAGCAUUGUGCUCUUUAUGUCCGAUAAUGGAGGGCCAACCCAGGGAGAGCACUCCACCACUGCCUCCAACUAUCCUUUGAGGGGGCAAAAAAACUCCCCCUGGGAGGGAGGCCUACGAUCCUCAGCAGCUAUUUGGAGUACAGAGUUCGAACGCCUGGGCAGCGUGUGGAAGCAGCAGAUCUACAUUGGUGACCUACUGCCCACGUUGGCUGCAGCAGCGGGCAUAUCCCCAGAUCCCGAACUCCAUCUAGAUGGCUUGAAUCUCUGGUCGGCCCUCAAGUAUGGCUAUGAGUCGGUGGAGCGUGAGAUUGUCCAUGUGAUUGACGAGGUGGAGGAACCACAUCUGUCCUAUAUGCGCGGCAAGUGGAAGGUGAUCAGUGGCACCACCAGCAAUGGCAUUUACGAUGGCUGGCUGGGCGAGCGGGUGACCAGCGGCGAGGUGAAUCCUCGCUCUGAGGUGUACGAUGAUCUCAUUCGGAAUACCAGUGUCUGGCAGCUGCUGCAGCAGGUUAGUUCUGGAAAACGCAACAUCACCGGACUGAGGAAACAGGCCAGUGUUGAGUGUGUGGAACCCUCGACUGGAAUCAGACCCUGCCUGCCCCAGCUGGCACCAUGUCUCUUUGACAUCGAGGCCGAUCCCUGUGAGCAGAGCAAUCUCUAUGAGGAGUACCGCAACUCGACUGUGUUUCUGGAACUCUGGCAGAGGAUUCAACAGUUUGCCCGCAAUGCUCAUCCUCCCAACAAUAAGCCAGCGGAUCCCAAGUGCGAUCCUCGCCUAUAUCGAAAUGAGUGGACCUGGUGGCAGGACGAGAAGGCUUCCACAGCGGCACAGAUGAUCCACUUUAGUUGGUUACUAAUGGGAACCCUGUACAGUUUAACGAUGAUCUAAGUACAGGAUCCUUUCCUGAAUGCCAGUCAAUGUAUUAACUAUAUUGUUUCCCAACAAAAUAGAAUUAAAGCUCUUAUCGGGGUUCAUCAUUUAGUUGAUGAAAACCUGUUGAGCUAAUUUAUGGCUUAUAUUAUUUAGUGAAAACCUAAUCAGUCCUGAGUAAUGUCUGUGCGGUUCAAGUGUCCAAUUGGCAAUCCGUUUGCUUAUCUUAUCAAUUUCUUCUGCGAACUCUGAUAGUUUGCAAAACCCCCUUAAAAACUUAAAAAAAAAAGCGGAGAUCUCUGUCAGUCAAAGGGACUUAACUGUAUUUAUCAGAGCUAUAUUUUAUUUAUAUUUUGAAAUGUAAUCCCGACACAAUCAUUCUUAGAGAUUUACGAGUAAUAUUAAAUUCAGUAUUCCGCAGGCUGGUGUUCCUGCUAUCAAAAACACAUUAAAUCAAAAUUAUCAGACUUCAUUUUCAAUGCCAAUUUAAAUAUAAAUAAGUUAUCCUGUUUAUU
Drosophila serrata is the source of this 2368-nucleotide messenger RNA. Its product is annotated as arylsulfatase B. The record is from RefSeq and is a predicted model, not a curated record. Gene Ontology annotation, molecular function: sulfuric ester hydrolase activity. Lineage: Eukaryota; Metazoa; Arthropoda; Insecta; Diptera; Drosophilidae.